GACAGCAACAAUUAAAAGCCCAGCACAGUAAAGCAGCAGGCCAGUCUAUGACAGGGCAUGUGGCUGGAAAGAAUCUAAAUGCAACAAAUUCAGGGAUAUAAAUGCAACAAAUAAAUAUAAUUCUGGCUGGCAGAGAGAGCUCCUCCUUCUCCUCGCCCUGCCAAGCUCCUUGAUCCUUUUAAACUGAGCUCUUGGGAUGCUGCAAAGAGUUAAGUCAACAGAGGCUGUAGUUGCUAGAGAAGGGCCGGAAAUCUGUGGGUUUUCCUUUCUUAAAAGUGUGUCUCUGUGUGUGUGUGUGUGUGGCUGGGGGGUGGAGAAUGGGAAACCCUCCAGUCUCCUUCCUGCUCCACCUUCUCCAGGAGGGAACCUGCCUUUUGAAUCCCCAGCCUCGGUUUGCACUGCUGAUCUGCAAAAGAGUUUUGCUCUGGAUUUAUUUCUGCUGCAUCUCUGGAAGGGAGGCCCAUCAUCUGUGAGUUCAGCUUGUUUGAAGGGCAGAAGUACGGUAGAGACACGAGCCAUUUAUCCAAAAGUCUGAAGUUAUAAGAAGGCGAGGAAGAGUGGUGUGAGGCUUGAAUUGCGAUAAGGCUGUCCCGUUGCUCGGGAAAGAAAAUGGCCGACCAGCAAAGGAUUCUGGGAGGCCAGGCUGCUCUGGAUGAAGACCAAAUGGAUGAGGAGGACCUCAUGGGCCCUGAACAAGUUGAGGGAUCUGGAAGAACGCGGGAAACACCUCACGGCAUCCUUCAUCCCAGGAGCGUCAGGAGAGUUAUGAAGAGGAUAACGAUCCCCCGGGUUAAAGAGGAGGCAGAGGAGGGCCUGCUCCAGAGCCAGGGGUCCGAGUGGCUGGAGUCCCCCGGGGGGAAGCAGGCCCCUUGCUUGCAGCCGACAGAGCCCGCCAUGCCCUGGGGAGACAUCAAGGCCUUCCUGGCCCACUUUGAGGGGGCCGGCGAGGCCAACCAGUGGGCCACCCGGCUGGGAGAAGCAGCCGAGGAGGGCUUGGGCGGCCCCAACGCCCGAGAGAGUUACGGGAAGAUGAAGGCGGCCAUCUUGCGCGGGGAGGCCAGCUGCAGGGAGUGGCAGCGCCAGCGCUUCCGUCUUUUUGCUACGAGGAGGCCGAGGGGCCCCGGGAGGUUUGCGGGCAGCUGCGGGAUUUCUGCCACCAGUGGCUGAAGCCGGAGAGGAGCAGCAAGGAGCAGAUCCUGGAGCUGGUGAUCCUGGAGCAGUUCCUGGCUGUCCUGCCCAUGGAGAUGCAGGGCUGGGUGAAGGGAAGCGGCCCGGAGACCUGCGGGCAGGCGGUGGCCCUGGCGGAGGAGUUCCUGCUGAGGCAGCGAGAGGGCGAGGGCCAGGAAGAGGAGGUCUUGGGGCUGUUUGAGGAAGGAGCUGGGGAUUCCCUCGAGGGUGAGCAGAUCCUGCUGGAUUCCAGCCAGACACAGCUGGACAGUGAACUUGAGCAAGAGAACGACCCAGCAGAUGGGAGCGUCUGUGGUAACCUCGAGGGAUCCAGUGAAAACGAGGCUUCCGUGGGAAAUCCAAAGCAAACAGAGAUUGAUGGAGCCUUGCCCAGAAGAGAAAAAUGUGUUUCCCGGCACCACCCAAAACCAGGACAAACUUCCAAGAAAUGGCUCAGGACAAGGAGGAAGCAGGAAUGCAGCCCAGACAAAAGAUCAGGGGCCUCUUUCCUUGGAGGAGACGAUGUCAAGGACAUCCCAGCGAGGCCUGCGUCCGAGAAGGUGGAGCCCUGUGAGGAAGAGGGGGGCAAUUUUGGUGACGAUGCGGACUUCUUAAUCGAUGCUGAGGGCAAGCCCCACAAACGCUCAGAGUUUGAGACGUCCAGUCAGAGAGCUGAGUUUAUGAAGCAUCGCACGGGAGCCCAAGUGGCAAGUGAGAAGAUUUGCUGCUGUUUGAGCUGCGGGAAAAGCUUGCACUCCGAUUUAAGCCCAGCUGAGCAUGAGCAAAGUGACACACAGGAAGAAGAGGCUUGCAGAUGCUCAGACUGCGGGGAAAACCUCGACAGGGGCUUGGCACUUGUUAAGCGCGCAAUAAUCCACGCAGGAGAGAAGCGUUACGCGUGCUUAACCUGCGGGGAAAAGUUUAGCCUCUAUUCGAGCCUCAUGAAACACAAGCGCACCCACGCUGGAGAGGAGAUGUAUGCGCCCUUUGAGGCCGGGAAGCGAAUCUGCCGGAGCGACAGCCCUCCUUCCGUGACAGAGAAAACUCCGGGGGCAGAGAAGCCUUACACAUGCCCCACUUGUGGGAAGAGCUUCAGUAAGAGUUCCGGCCUCCGUUUCCACAAGAGAAUCCACACUGGCGAGCGGCCUUACGCGUGUGGGGAUUGCGGGAAGAGCUUCAGCCAGAGGUCCAACCUUAUCCUGCACCAGAGGACUCACACCGGGGUGAAGCCUUUCCGGUGUUCCGAGUGCGGGAAGAGCUUCCUGCGCAGCUCGGACCUGGUGAGGCACGAAAUCACCCACACGGGAGAGAAGCCGUACACGUGCGCCGAGUGUGGCAGGUCCUUCGGCCACAACUCAACGCUCAUUGCCCACGAGAGGACCCACACGGGCGAGAAGCCGUACAAGUGCUCCAUCUGCGGUAGAAGCUUCCGGCACCACUCGGGCCUUAUCAAACACGAGAGGACCCACACCGGGGAGAGGCCGUACGCCUGCCCAGCUUGCGGGAAAGGCUUCAGCCAGAGCUCAGGCCUCACGCUCCACAUGAGGACCCACACGGGAGAGAAGCCUUACCAGUGUUCGGCUUGCGGGAAGAGCUACAGCCAGAGGUCAAAGCUUACCAAGCACGAGAGAACUCACCUGAUGGAAAAGAGGGUGUCAAAAUGGGAGUCGGCAGGAAACCAGGACCAAGGUGUGCCUGAGAAGUCAGGAGCGAAGGUGGAGGUGCUGGACCCAAAGGGCCGUGGGCCAGGGGACCGAGUGGAGGAAAAGCAAGAGGGGAAGGAAAACCCUCAAAUUAUCCAGUGUGGAGCCACUGAGGACUUGCUGAGAUGGCCGCCGCUCCCUCAGGUGAAGCAAGAACCGGAUGACAAACUGACUGAGCACUGGGAAGCCCAGUGGCAAGAAUUCUUGAAGGCCACACCAUCCCUUUGCUCGACACUUGAAGACCCACCAGUGUGUCCGCCAUGGAGCGACUCGAUGGCCUUUCUUGCCUCCUUUGAGGGAGCAGCUACCGUUCGCCGCUGGCUCGAGGAGAGUGGUGACCCGUCUCUCACCUUCCUCUGGCAGAGAAGCGACCGCUUCCAGCCCCCUGAACGAAAGAUCAGCAGCUUCGUGAGGUCAAAAGCUUCACAGUCUGGGCUUGCGGAAAGAACUGGUAACUUGGACUCGGGCGGACAUUUGCCGGGAAGAAAUAAGAUGGCGGCCAAGUCGAGGGACGGAUUGGUGCUGGGUCUCCAGCCCGAGGCUGGGCCUCAACAGGGAGUGAAAUUGGAGCAACCGGACCUAGCGGCCCGUGACCCAGGAGUGGGGAACGGCCCGCACGUCAUGCAGGCCAGGAAUACCAGGGAAUUCUGGGAGAGAAACAUGUCGGGCCACGUCAAGCAGGAGCCACAGAAGGGGCUGCAGCAGCCAUGGGAGGCCCAGUUGCAGGAGUUCCUCAGAGCGAUGGAGUCUUCCCACUCCGACGGAAGAAACCAGCACCAGCGGACAUUGGCGUUGCGGGAUGAGGCCCACCCCGUCCUGCCUCCUUCGGUGGGAAUGGAUGGCGCCAGGCCGCAUCUGAGGAACGAGAUGACAACCCCUCUCCUUCCAGGGCCCUGCAGAGAAGCCCAGCAGCCGGCUAACAGCCUCUUGGCCAAAGAGACAGGAGAGUCUGGGAAAGUCAAGGAAGAGGCCCUGGGGGAGGAGGAGAACAGCGUGGCCACUGGCAUGGACGCCGAGCGCCAGCGCUUCCGGCAGUUCGGCUACCAGGAGGCUGAGGGGCCUCGAGAGACUUGCAGCCGCCUCUGGGAUCUUUGCCACUGGUGGCUGAAGCCGGAGAGGCGCAGCAAGGAGCAGAUCCUGGAGCUGAGCUGGGUCAGGAAAGGCGGGCCAGAGAGCUGCUCGCGGGCGGUGGCCUUGGCGGAAGACUUCCUGCUAAGGCAGAGGCCCGAGAAGCAGCGGCCCGAGCAGGUGCUGGGGGUGUCCAAGGAGGGGUCUGCCAAGAUCCCUGAAGUGGAGGCAUCUCCCUUGGGUGCCUGGCCAAGGCCCCUCUUCAGAGAGAUCAAACAGGAAGGCGACAGAGAAGCAGCCUUGCUGGCAGGAGGUGGGCAGGAGCAGAACAUACAAGAAGAUGCCAGGAAACGGGAACCGCACUGGGUGCUGUCAGGAAGGGGCGGGCAGAAUGCCUCUGGCUGGCCUAAUCGGGGCGAAGCGUCUGCCAGCCAGGAGGAAGCGUACCCCGAGAAAGAAGGGGACAAGUUUAUAAAUUCCCAGGGCAGGUACGUGGAAUUCGAUGGGAAUGCAGCCCAGCUCACCGUCCCUGCACCAAGCGAGUCGCAGAAGCCGGCUCACGAGAGGCAGAAGUCCUGCGCCCACUGCGGGAAGGACUUCCAGCUGAAGUGCAACCUGCAGGCCCACGAGAGGACCCACACGGGCGAGAAGCCCUACAAGUGCUCCGUCUGCGGGAAGGGCUUCAGCACGAGGGCAUACCUGAUCACCCACGAGAGGAUCCACACGGGCGAGAAGCCGUACCAGUGCUCGGACUGCGGCAAGAGCUUCUGCGACAACUCCAACCUGAUAGUCCACCGGAGGACCCACACCGGCGAGAGGCCCUACAAGUGCACGGACUGCGGGAAGAGCUUCCGGGAGAGGCCGGUGCUCAUCCGGCACCAACGGAUCCACACGGGAGAGAAGCCCUACAAGUGCAGGGACUGCGGCAAGAGCUUCAGCCAGAGCUCGGGCCUCCUGGUGCACGAGAGGACCCACACGAGAGAGAAGCCCUACACGUGCACAGACUGCGGGAAGAGCUUCGGCGGCAACUCAAACCUCAGGGUCCACAUGAGGAUCCACACCGGGGAGAAGCCCUACAGGUGCUCGGACUGCGGGAAGAUCUUCAGCGACCGCUCGCUUCUCGUGCGGCAUCAGAGCACCCACCAAGAGGGGAAGUGUUAGAAAAGGGCGGGGGAACAACACACAAACUGGAGUUUCACAGUUCCAUACUGUCUAGGAAAAUGACAUUUUGAUGCACACAUGUACCCCACUCACACGUCCAGUGGUACCUCAGGUUAAGUACUUAAUACAUUCUGGAGGUCUGUUCUUAACCUGAAACUGUUCUUAACCUGAAGC
Molecule: messenger RNA, 5273 nt
Organism: Podarcis muralis (Common wall lizard)
Lineage: Eukaryota; Metazoa; Chordata; Lepidosauria; Squamata; Lacertidae
Source: RefSeq, a predicted model, not a curated record